AUGGCUCUGUGCCCUUGCCUUCUUGCUGUCACCUCGUUGGCGAUUCUGGUGCGUGGGCAGAUCCAAAGCCGACAAGAUGCCUUGCUCUGUGCAGCAGAGCCCUGGGGUCGCUACUCUGCCAGUGGGGGACUUUACACCGUCAAUGGCGUGCAGUACAUGUACAGCUUCGGGGGAGAUACCGUCAGUGACGAAGAUGGCCGUGGAGGUGUUGUGAACACCAACUGGAGGUUUCGGCUAACGGGAAACGGAACCAAGUGCUGGGAACGCCUUGCCGACAGCCCUGCCGCCGUGGGCUACCGCAGCACGGCGACUAUCCUGAAUGGGACGCAUGUCUACCUUUUCGGCGGUGGCGACGCGAGGCGUGCUGCGACUGGACAACUUUGGAGGUACGCAUUGCUCGAGAAUACUUGGAAGGAGCUGCUCCCUUCUGAGGUUGCGGGCUCCUGGCCGACGGCACGCUACAAGCAUGCUACCAUAAAGCUCUCAGAGACAAAGAUGUUGCUUUUGGGCGGUCGGAGUGGGGUCACUGUCCUAUCUGAUGCCUGGCUUUUUGACCUUGAACAAAUGUCAUGGUCACUUGCAGGUGAGAACAUUUUGCAAGUGUAUAGACACGGCAUGGCCUAUGACCCAACCAGGCAUGUCGCGUGGAUCAACGGCGGGCUGGAUGGCAACAGGCAGCGAUACGGCUCCCAGCUAUGGCGCUGGAACCUCUCCUCGUUUGAGAUCGAGCUUAUUUCGACAGAGGGCCCUGGGCCAAGUCGAUUAGCAUCACAUGCUGCGGAGUACAUUUCAGAUCUGGAUGCAGUUCUGUUGUGGAGUGGCACCUGCUCCGACGACGUGCAGUUGUACCUCUACAGCAUUGCAAACAGCUCUUGGUGCGCGGUAUAUGCUGCCAACCGCCCUGACAGGCGAGAUGCCAUGAUUUGGGCAUUGGAUUAUCCUAAGUUUUACGUGGCCCAGGGCGAUCUCAUCUGCCACAAUUUCGGGGUUUGUCCCAUCGUUGAUGUGCACAUGUUUGACUUCUCGGCUCCAUGGCAUGGCUGGCAGAUGCUUUACGAGCCGCGGAACGCCCGAGGAACUGGCAGCGAGCCUUUCUGCGAUGGCACGAACAAAGGGUCGUGUCAGCCCCAGCCGCUGCUACAAGAACAAGGGGCGCGCAUCAGCCAGCCUGCUGGAUGCGAGAGAACGUUUAUGGACCCGCUGUCAACCUGGCCAGCAGUAUCCAGCACGACCACGCCUGCGACGAGCAGCUCUCAGCCACCUGGUUCCGCAGGGGCUCAUCAAGCUGCUUUUGGGCUGGCUGUGGCACUUUGGGCUUGCACCAUGGAUUUGUAG
Molecule: messenger RNA, 1335 nt
Organism: Symbiodinium pilosum
Lineage: Eukaryota; Dinophyceae; Suessiales; Symbiodiniaceae
Source: the annotation of a GenBank genome assembly